Messenger RNA from Clonostachys byssicola, 2580 nucleotides. The record is from the annotation of a GenBank genome assembly. Lineage: Eukaryota; Fungi; Ascomycota; Sordariomycetes; Hypocreales; Bionectriaceae.
AUGACUUCCUCGCCGCCAUCCGCGCAGCCCAUCUUCCUCCGGCAAGUUGUCAAUGCGACCGAUGAAGAGCUCACUCAAUUGAUUCUACAUCACCCGUGGUACAUCAAGCCCAAGAAUGACUGGUCUAAACCCCCAUACUUCGAGCUCGAGCCGGGGGAAAAUCACCCAAGCCCCGAAGAAGAGGAAAAUCUCCGCGAGAGAUUCCGGCGAUUAAGGACGGAGGCGCUGGCGCCGCCUUACCCCAUCACCGAAGAACGCCUCGAGCUCGCCGCCCGCUGUCGCAGGGUGCCCAACAGCAUUCCUCCUGGGCCUCGUGUCCCUCGCCAGCGUUCCCCGCCAUUCAUUGGACCUGACAGACACCCUGGUUAUUUUUCAAGAAGGAGGGAAAAGGAGGCCUACAUGCUCCUGCUUGACCUUGGCGGUCGGCCCGUAUAUCCUCUCGAUCGUUUAUUCAACGAUGACACCGACUACGGCUAUUUGGAUCGUCGGAACCCUACUGGGGAAAGCCUACAACCGUGGAAGCACUUUCAUGAACACUCAGUGCCAAGACCCUACGGUCGGAAAUGGUGGGAGUCUUCUAUCUUGCAAUUGAAGAACUGGGAGCGGUUCCGCACAUGGCAGCGCGACCACCGCGGCCCAAACGACCAGGAUAACUUUCAGGCCUUUGUCCAGGAGCAGUACCGCGACUGGGAGAUACUGCGCGGCGAUGCUGAUUACUCGACUUGGUGUUUGGAAACCGAGGAGCAGCCGACGCGUCUAUGGAGCGCCUGGGAGAAGAGACAGCACGACCGGGAGACACACCGGGAACAGGGCUGCGGGAGCUUCACGGAUUAUUCCGAGGCAGCGCGGCGCCGUCUGGAGAAGAACGGAUUUCGCCAUCCCUUCCGGCUUCACCCAGAUCCCAUGCAGCAAGACCCUCUGACCACCUGGAUUGAAUACCUCGCCUAUGAGUACUGGUGGCUGGAUCAUUACACCGAGGCGCUUGACGGCACGCAGGAAAAAUUACGGGAGUUAUGGGAAAGGGUUGAUUCCCAUGAGCUGUUCAAGAGUGACGAAGCACUCGUAGAAGAGCAACCAUUCAAAUACGUGUAUGCGCACGAUCCGCGACAUCCUGUGUUUACUUACUCGCCUGUGCUGUACUUCAAAACGGAGUUGUCACCAUCUAAAGUGGAGGAUGAUGUUCACCGGGCAGAGGAGGUAUACAAAGACACCAAAUCAUUUUUGGACAUCGCAAAAGAGCAGGUCAAGCGGGAACAAGGGAAGAAGGAAGCUGCCAUUUACAGGAAACCCCCCGCCGCCCUCAGGCUGGACCAGUUGCGCAGGGAUUGCGCCCAGGCCAAAAAAGAGGCUGAAGAAGAGCUCAAGUGUUUUCACUUUCGGAGGAAGUAUUACCCGGUUCUGAAGGACUUGAGCACCAAGACGGUCGAGCAGGUCAAAUCGAGGCAUUGGCAGCGGCAGAUCGUGGACUGGGCCAUGGAUGAGCUUCGCCUGGUCGAGGAGGAAGUCCAGAAGCUGCCCGGGUCGUCUGAUAUUCCCAUGAUUGCUGCCAAGCGCGCGUGUAAGAGGGCGCGAGUCACAACCGCCCAGCCAGACAUUCGCCUUAUACCGGCGCGCCCUGAUGGAUCAAAGCCCGCCAGGUCCCUGGGCGACAGGGGGCGCAAGCGGCGAAGACUGACCCUCGACGAGUACCCUUUCCCGGCGGGAGAUCGGUCGAUGUCAUCGGCCUCGUCAAUAGCUGGUAGACUCGAGUGGGUUUCAGAGAAUGAACAUGACGUUUCGCCGGCACCGGCCGAUGGCGGUAGCAACGACGAACAAGAGGGAGAGGAUGAGAGACCGAUCGUCACAGGCGAGAGCAGUGGACAAGACAGGCAAGCCUCGGCGGAGCCGGUUGACGACGGCAGUAGCAAUGUCCAACAGGAAGUGGAUGAGGGCAGGCAGAGUGCCACGGGCGAGAGCAGUGGGCAAGGCCUCGCAGCCGAGACGUCGAGUCCAUCCCCGACAUCACGCCCCGAGCAUCAAGCGACGCUUGCUCCUAUACAGCCAGAUGCCGACAAGGACGACCCGACAGGCCGAGAAUCUACACCACCAGUGUCAGGCAAUGGGGAUGGACAACACCUCCCGCAGGGAGCAGGAAGCGAGCAGCUGGCCAUCACGGACAAGGUGCCAGCUCCGCCGGAAUCUCAGCCACCACGGCGCAGCGCGCGCAUCAUGGCGAAACAGGCUGAACAAGCCACUGCUCCGACGGACGAGCCUCAAGCUCAGCUCAAGGGGAAAGGGAAGGCCAAGCGCGCAUUAUCAGCGCCCGCAGCACUGGAUGCCGACGAACCUCGGCCAAAGCGGCGGAGAAAGCAUACCGCCAAGCAGGCGAACACAUCUCACGGUUCAGCAGCGGGACAGGGCACCUCGUCGAGCGAUGGCCCCGGGCAACAAGUGCCGCAAGAGGAGGAUACCAUUCAGGAUUGCAUCACAGUCUCGUCGUCAAGCCUCGCCACGGGACCUCCCGCCACUCGCGGGUCUCAGCGAGCAAAGCCCAGGAAGCGUGCCACUCCGCGGGCCAGUCGCAGCAAGCGCAAGGCCUAG